CGGACUCGGUGCGUGCGGGGGGCGGAGCGCGUUGCUCUCCGGCAGCAGCAGGGGCCGGUGCUGCCCGGUUGGGGGCUCCGCGCUCCCAGAGCUCAGUGUGCGCGCGGCGCCGUCCCUGUUGCCAGGUCUGUGCUGCGGGGUAGCGGCGCUCUUGCCGGGAGGAGGCGGCGGCGGACUUCGGCGCCGCUCAGAGGCAGCCCGGGGGAGCGGAGCAGCUGGGGUGCAGCAGGGUUGGUCCCGCAGCGCUGCCCUUCGCUCCUCUACUCGGCAAUAACUAGUCGGGGGGAGGAGCCCGCUCCGCUCCCGGAAACUCUCGGCGUCUCUUGGGAAGGCGGCGGCGGCGCAGGGGGCUGAGUGCAGCUGGAGCGGGGUAACUUCGGGGACUUGGGACUGUCGCGUGAGGACACCCGCUGCCGCUUCCCGAACAGCCCGGCCGGAGGAAACUUUUCCCUGUGAGCCGGGGCAGGCAGCGGGCCCGGCGGAGCCAGCGAGCGCCCCCAGAAGUUGAGCGAGCGCUGUCAGAGCCCCGGCCGGGUGAGCGCGCUGCGGGCUGGGAGCGGCGGGGCCCCGCUGCCCGCGGACAUGAAGCUGAGCAGGCAGUUCACGGUGUUCGGCAGCGCGAUCUUCUGCGUCGUGAUCUUCUCCCUCUACCUGAUGCUGGACAGGGGCCACUUCGACCAUCCCAAAAGCCCCCGCCGGGAGGGCACCUUCCCCAAGGGCCAGCUUUCAAUAUUACAAGAGAAAAUAGACCACUUAGAACGUUUGUUGGCAGAAAAUAAUGAGAUUAUUUCCAACAUAAGAGAUUCUGUGAUCAAUCUGAGUGAAUCUGUGAAGGAUGGUCAAAGAAACCCAGAGGCCAUAAAUUUCAGUCAAGGAUCUUUUUCUGAGCUUCUGCCAUCUGCUCUAGUAUCCCUCACAAUUGAUCCUGAGGAUUGCUCAUUUGCUUCAAAAAGUGGAAGUCAAGAUUCAAGUGUACAGAUGUUGGAUGUCUAUGAUAUUCUUCCUUUCGAUAAUCCAGAUGGUGGAGUUUGGAAACAAGGAUUUGAUAUCACGUACAAUGAAAAUGAAUGGGAUGAUGAACCUCUUCAAGUGUUUGUUGUGCCUCACUCACAUAAUGAUCCAGGUUGGUUGAAGACUUUUGAUGACUACUUCAGAGAUCAGACACAACAUAUUCUAAACAACAUGGUGGUAAAACUGCAAGAAGACAACAAGAGGAAGUUCAUGUGGUCUGAAAUCUCUUACUUUUCAAAGUGGUGGGAUGGAAUAGAUAGCCAAAAAAAGGAUGCUGUUAAAAGAUUAAUAGAAGAUGGCCAGUUUGAAAUAGUAACAGGAGGAUGGGUCAUGCCUGAUGAAGCUUCUCCUCAUUACUUUGCUUUAAUUGACCAGCUGAUAGAAGGACAUCAGUGGCUGGAGAAGACUCUAGGAGUAAAACCGAAGUCUGGUUGGGCCAUCGAUCCCUUUGGGCAUUCGCCAACAAUGACUUACCUUCUGAAACGCUCAGGAUUUUCCAACAUGCUUAUACAGAGAGUUCAUUACUCGGUUAAAAAAUAUUUUGCAACCCAGAAGACACUAGAAUUUUUUUGGAGACAGAACUGGGAUUUGGGAUCCAGUACAGAUAUCCUUUGCCACAUGAUGCCUUUCUACAGCUAUGACGUUCCUCAUACUUGUGGUCCAGAUCCUAAAAUCUGUUGCCAGUUUGAUUUUAAGCGUCUUCCUGGAGGAAGAGUAAGUUGUCCCUGGAGAGUUCCUCCUGAGGCCAUUCAUACUGGGAAUGUUCAGCACAGGGCUUGGAUGAUUUUAGAUCAGUACAGAAAGAAGUCAAAGCUUUUCCGUACUAAAGUUCUGUUGGCUCCAUUAGGGGAUGAUUUCCGCUACAGUGAGAGCUCAGAAUGGGAUCAGCAGUACCAGAAUUAUCAAAAGCUUUUUGAUUUUAUGAACUCUCAUCCUGAGUUACAUGUUAAGGCCCAGUUUGGGACUUUAUCAGAUUAUUUUGAGGCUCUGCGCAAAGCAGGUAAUUUGGAGGAAAAGAACAGCAAUUCAGUUUUUCCUGUUCUGAGUGGAGAUUUCUUCACAUAUGCAGACAGAGAUAAUCAUUAUUGGAGUGGAUACUUUACAUCACGACCCUUCUACAAAAGACUAGAUAGAGUUCUGGAAUCCUAUUUAAGAACUGCUGAGAUCCUUUAUUCUUUGGCACUAGUAGAGUCUAAAAAAUCUGACAAGAUGAAUGCAUUUCCUUCAGUGGACCAUUAUAAAUUGCUGACUGAGGCUAGGAGGAACCUAGGACUCUUUCAGCACCAUGAUGCCAUCACAGGAACAUCUAAAGAUUGGGUAGCUGUGGAUUAUGGAACUAGGCUUUUCCACUCAUUAAUGAAUUUGAAGAGAGUGAUCAUUGACUCUGCUCAUAUUCUUAUCCUAAAAGACAAAGAUACCUACAGCUACAACCCAUCAGCUCCGUUCCUUAAGAUGGAUGAUGAUCAAUCCUCACAAGAUUCUCUGCCACGCAAGACAGUUAUAAAGCUGAGUAUACAGCCAAGGUACCUUUUGGUUUAUAAUCCUACAGAACAGGAGCGGUUCUCUGUGGUUUCAAUCUAUGUGAAUUCACCCAAAGUUAAAGUAUUAUCUCCUUCGGGGAAACCUGUUAUGGUCCAGAUUAGUGGAGUAUGGGAUGGAACAACUACAGUAUCACAUGAAGCAUAUCAGAUCUCUUUUAUGGUGCACCUACCGCCUUUAGGUCUGGGAGUUUAUCAGCUUUUGGAGGUUCUGAGUUCAGAAAUGGUCUUGGCUGAUUAUAAUAUAUAUACUAGUGGAGGAAAUAAUGUGCAGGUGAACCCAGAUAAGGUUUUCAAGAUCAAGGAGAUGCAAAAUUCUGCAGAUGACAUUACUUUAGAGAACUCCUACAUGAAACUAUGGUUUUCUGGGAUCUCAGGGCUUCUGAAGAAAAUUAACACAAAAGAAGAUGGCAAAAAUCAUCAAAUAAAAGUGGAAUUUGCUUGGUAUGGAACCACAAGUAACAGAGAUAAGAGCGGGGCUUAUCUCUUCUUACCAGAUGGAGAGGCCAAGCCUUAUGUUUUCACGGAUCCACCUACCAUAAGAGUUACUCAUGGAAGGAUUUUCUCAGAAGUUACUUGUUUUUUCCAUCAUUUGACACACACAGUGCGACUCUACAAAGUUCAGGGAUUGGAAGGUGAGUCUCUUGAGCUGUCCAAUAUUGUGGACAUUAGAGGAGAAUACAAUCGUGAGAUUGCAAUGAGAAUUUCAUCUGACGUAAACAGCCAAAACAGGUUUUACACUGACCUUAAUGGAUAUCAGAUUCAGCCCAGAGUGGCAAUGAACAAAUUGCCUCUUCAAGCAAAUAUCUAUCCAAUGACUACAAUGGCUUAUAUCCAGGAUGAUGGCAUUCGUUUGACUCUACAUUCUGCUCAGUCUCUAGGUGUUACAAGCUUGAAAAGUGGACAGUUAGAAGUCAUUAUGGACCGUCGACUUAUGCAGGAUGACAACCGUGGCCUUGGACAGGGUCUCCAAGAUAACAAGAUCACAGCUAAUCUGUUCCGACUUCUGCUGGAGAGAAGAAAUGAAGUAGAUGAGAAAGAAGAAAAGUCAUCAGUCAGUUUCCCCUCUCUUCUGAGCCAUAUAACUUCUUCUUUCAUAAAUCAUCCUGUAAUUCCAAUGACUACAUAUGCAGAAUCUGGUGUCCCACAGAUUUUGAAUGCCUUUUCUCCACUCACUUCAUCCAUGCCUUGUGACAUGCAUGUGGUCAAUCUAAGGACAAUACAAUCAAAGGCAGAUUCUGGGCCAUCUGAUGAAGCAGCCUUGAUCCUUCACAGAAAAGGAUUUGACUGUAAAUUUUCAAACAAAGACACAGGGCUAUUAUGCUCUACUACUCAGGGAAAGAUAAAGGUGCACAAACUCUUUAAUAAGCUAAUCGUUGAAAGUCUUAUACCUACAUCUUUAUCUUUGAUGCAUUCGCCUCCAGAUGCCAGAAAUAUUAGUGAGAUCAAUAUGAGUUCUAUGGAGAUAAAUACGUUCCGGAUUCGACUGAGAUGAAACCUGGCUUUAAUAUUCAUAUAGUGAAGAGGAAUCUGCAGUUAUAUUUCCUCUAAGUUUGACGUGCAAUAAAGAAGCACAUUGUUAUUCCAGCUUCUGGAUACUGUGAGAAAACAUGCAUUCUAUAAUUAUUUUUUUGACCAACACAGUGAAUAGCCAUGUUGCAAACAACUUUUUUGUUUUUACAUAAAAUACCAACAUCAGUAUAAGUUAACGCAACACAUGAAGAAAUUUCUAAGGAUGUUAACCUCUCGACAAUAAAUUGAAUCUCAGGUUAAAUGAUAAUUAAUGGUUUCUGGGGUUUUUUGUUUUUGAAGGGAGAGGGAGUGGGAUUAAAUGACUUGUUUUGCUGAGCCUUGAUUAAUUUAUAUACAAAUAAUUGCAAUGUUGAAAUCCCUAAUAAAGCUUGGAACUUAAAUGGAAUAAAAAGCUCUUGUGUAAUAGCUAAUGUCCAAAUAUUUGAAAUCAUUUAUAUAAGUGACAGUAAUCUCAGUUUAUUCCAUACUGAAUUUCAAUUUAUUCUAUGGGAUGGAGAUUUGAAUUCUUUGGUAAAGUGAAAGACCGGAGACUUUGUCUUGUAAGUGAUGGUAGUUUUUAACUUUUUUUUGCCCUACCAUCACUUUGUGAAUUUCAUAGCUUAAGAAAAGAGAGAUUUUUCAAAUUAAUCCUGCAAUGGAAAAUUAUAGAAAUAUUUAAUAAAAGUCCCAUUUCGUUACUUGACACAUUGGGAUAUGUGCAAUUAUUCCAUUAUCAUAUACAAUAAAAAAGUAAAUCUGUAAUAAUCAUGAAUACAAGAUUUUUUACAAAACUCAUUUGGAUACUGAUGUUCUCUGAAAUGGGUUUUCUAUAUCAAGAUUACCAUAUCAAGAUAAAUGUGCCUUAUUUUUUAAUGUGUCCCGUUACUAUUUUACUGUCCACAUCACUGUUUUGGGGGAAAGGGUAGUUUAUAUAAUACUUAAACUGUGUCUCUUCUAUUUGACCAUGCUGGCCACACUCUGAUCUAUGUCCUCAGGCACCAAAUUUGUGCUGUGUUGUUCUGAACAUUUUGACUAUUUGAAUGUACUGAAACAAUGUCAUAAAACAAAAUAUUGGAAGAAUAAGGAAUAUUGUAAUAUUCAAAUUCAGCCACUGUCAAGGAAACUGCAACUUGAUGCAGAGAAUUGAUAGUAUAUAAGACAUAGUUUGCAAAACCCAUCAUACAAUGUAUUUGCAUUUCACAGAUUGUAGUAAACUGUACAUUAAGAAUCACGUGCCUAUAUUUUAAAAAUGCCACUCUUCAAACCUAAUAAUCAUGCUUACAUAUGUUGUCAAUGUUUACCUUAUUGAGGAAUAGCAUCUUACUCCUCUCACUUCAUUUUCACCAUAUCAAGUAUUUUGCAUUGAGUGCUGAAGCCAUGUGAGUAUGAAAAUUCUAUUUCCCUGAAUACAGCUACUGUUUACAAUUAAAAUAUACUAAUUUGUGUCUGAGUAUUAUUCCCUUUACUGAUCUUCCUUAAUCUUUGUACUUCUGACUUCAUUUUGCUUAGGCUUUAUUUAUGCAUUCAUCAGUGAUUUUCUUUAAUAUUAACAGAUGAUAAAUCCUCUUAACUGAAAAAGACGUACUGUCUGCUAACUCUAAAAUUGACUGCUGUACUAUUUUAAUUAGGUAAUUUUGGUGCUGUGGUAUAUCAAUUUCUAUCUUGUAGCCAUACAUCCAAGUUCAAACAUAAAAUUAAAUUACCUACCUUUUUUUUUUUUUUUUGUAUGUACUGUCAUGGUUUGGAUCUCUCUUUAUCAUGAUUGCAUAAUUCAUAAUUUAGUUCAAUCUGCUAAAUAUUUUGUACUUAAGAGUAGAAUAUUUAGCAGAAUCUGGUGUGAAUUAUGUCAAGGAUAUAUUGACCACUAACCAUUUAUGAAAAGUGAGAAUUAUAUUUGAGAGUAUGUAGAACAGUACAUUGAUGUUUUCAUGCAAUAAACAUGUACUGUAAGUUUUCUUCGUUACAGUAUUUUAAUUUUUCUCCCUUUUUAGUUGAAAUUUACAGUCUUUAGGCUUACCAGCGGAAAAUUGUGGUAACAUUUUCUAUUUUUGUUGAAUAUGUAGAUGAGAAAUCUUCAGAGCACUCUGUGCAUUCUGUGCAAAGAGGAUAUUCAAAAUAAUAUCUUAAAUUCUGUUAAGCAGAAAAUUUAAAAUUUUGAUGCAAUAAAUUUUAAAGUAUUCUUGCCUGUUGGACUUGUUUCCAAAGGAUCUGUUUCAAUAUAAUUAAACAAUGUAUUGUAUCAGUUUUUCAUUUGUUACCAGCUGUACAAUUAUAAUGCCUGAAUACUCCUUAACCAGCAGACUUCUGCUUUGUUCUAGUAAUUUAAAUUUUUUUAUCAGAGGGAAAAACUUAAAUGCAUUCUGUUUAAGUUAUAAGUUAUGGUAAAUUAUGACUUUGAGUCAAUUUGGGGCCCAAUGUUGAACUCCUAAUCUCAGUCAAAACUUCCACCAAAGUCAGCAAACAGAGAUUUUGCCUGGGUGAUCAAUUCAAGAUUGGGCUCUUGCUCUUUUUCCAUGCCUCCUGUGAAUGGUUACCCAAUACUUUAAUUGUAUUAUUGCAGUUUUGGUGACAUUUUUGGUUUUCUGUGCAUUCACUAUAUAUACACCAAUUAAUCAUGUUCUUUUACAUUUUUUCUAAUUUUCAUAGCUGCACUGGUGGUUAAGAGAUCCAAGCAUCCUUAUUUUCCACAAAUAUGGAUUUAAAGAAAAUGCUGUUCAAGAUAUGGUUUCAAACAUUGUACUUAUUUUCCAGACCAGAGUUGUACCUGUAUUGAGAUUUUUUAACAUUCCCUUAUCUUAAAUGUCUUUGAUUUUUCUUGUUCAUUGUGUCUCUGAAACAAACUGAUUUAAAUGGAAGGUUUUUAAUAUUUUCUCUUGGAAGGUUUUAUAUCUUUUUGGGGAAAUGGAAUAUAAGAUCUCUAAUAAAAGAUAACCUUAUGGUGA
Molecule: messenger RNA, 7003 nt
Organism: Terrapene triunguis (Three-toed box turtle)
Lineage: Eukaryota; Metazoa; Chordata; Testudines; Emydidae
Gene: MAN2A1
Product: mannosidase alpha class 2A member 1
Exons: 22
Coding region: 583-4044 (1153 amino acids)
Biological process (GO): protein deglycosylation; N-glycan processing; mannose metabolic process
Cellular component (GO): Golgi membrane
Molecular function (GO): alpha-mannosidase activity; carbohydrate binding
Source: RefSeq, a predicted model, not a curated record